CGACAAAACCCGAAAUACUGCGCUUGUGUCUCAAAACCUAGUGUGCUGCCUAUCUGUACCGCAACUUUCGGAGUUAUUUUUCACCUGUAAUGCCUAAAUACGGUCGUAUUGAACGUUUUAGCGGCAGUGAUUUCCACCAUGGUGUUGUCUAGAUAGGGAGCACACUAGGAUUUGAGACGCUGUCUUUUUAUUACUGUAUUUCUGUAUGUGUAGGCUUGCUGGUUUGUGUGUAGCAGGUUUUUCUUCUGCAUAUCUGUUGCUUGGCCUGGAAUUGCUAAAUCACACAAACACACAAGAUUAUGAUUUAUCAUGUUUAUACAGCACCACCCAUAUAGCCUGAACUGAAAACUCACUAGUCAUGUCUUUUAUAUUUAUGUUGUGAAUCCAAGGGUAGUGAGGAUAUAUGUGAUCUGGUGGAGGGGUUCAAUUUGUGGGUUUUGUUUUCUUAUUGUAAAUUCAUUUCUGUUAAUGUGGUCAAGUUUGUUACUUGGUUAUGAAACAGAACUACUGAAAACACUUUUUUUCUAGUAUCUCUCUUUUAUUCACAGUUUAGCUAUUCGGAGUGUAUUGAAUGCAGGGUCCAGAUGUGUUGGAUGUCUUAUCAUUUGGUUCUGAAUAAUCGUAUAUUUAGAUUUGUGUCACUUCUGCAUUGUAAUAAACCACACAGCUUUUUGUAGAUUUGGUGUCUGGUCGACUGCUGUGGGGUUUAACUUUAGACUCCUUGUUGAAUGCCAUAAAAACAGUCAAGAAACCCUAAAAAUGUAAAUAUAGGAUUAUAUGCGGCAAUAUAUUAUAUAUAUUGACUAGGGAUGUAACGAUAUUAUCGAUGUCGUGUUAUUAUCGCAAUAGCAAAAUUGUCUCAAUAUUAUCGCGGUCACAUGAUUGUAUGAAACGAUCUUAGGUCUUCCGGGCCUAACAUAGAGAAUGUUCGAAAAAAUAAUAAUAAUGUAACCUUUGGCAAGGUCCAUCUGGUGCAAUUAUUUUAUUUUAUAAAAGGGAUUUUUUGACCCAUCUCAUACUAUAACUCAUACCUCUAUGCAACAGUUAUGAUUAGAGGAUAAAGAAAGAGGAUGCUUAUGGCAUCAUUUGCUAUUUUAAAUAUGGCAACAAACAUCGUACCGAGGUAUUACCGUACAGUGAGAUUUUGAUGUUGUUGCAUCCCUAAUAUUGACAUAAUAUUAUAUAUUAUGACAAUAUCGGUUUAAGGUCCAUUGGAAUUUUUAGUAUUGUUGUAUUAUUAUCAUGACUUCGCAGUAUGAAAAUAUAUAAUUUUUCAUUAUUCAUCUGCUUGGGAGAGAUGCACAGAUGUAUCAGCCACCAAUAUUUAUCGGACAGAUUUGAUCAAUUUAAAACGAACUAGUGGCUUAUCGGUUAAAGCAGGCAAGAGGCCGAUAUCCCAAACCGAUAAUGAUUGUUGUUGCAUAAUCUAACGUUUAUCUCGAAGUAAAAUAAUGAAAUCUCUAUCAUUGUGCUUAACUUUGUUGACCGGUUGACUGUUAAAGACACAUUGAUGAUUUUUGCAUUAAAAUAUCAGAAAAACACUAGCACAGUUUAUGUUUACUUGUUAUCCCAAAUGUGUCCAGCAAUGUUUGAAUCCAAAUGAAAAUGAGCAAUUUAAUCCAGUCUAACACCCCUCGUCAUUGCAUUAUCCUCGAUUUGACAAAAGUUAAAACAAGCAAGUGCCACAUAUCGGUAUAUCGGAUAUAUGCCUUGCCUAUUAUACGCCACAAAAGUAAUUGGUUUAUCUCUACUUCUUGAAAGUUUUGCCAAAUAAAAAUCCAUGUGAGUUGAUAACUUGUUUCUUGUGCGUAUGGGAGUUUGACGGUGGUUGUGCUUUAGUGUCUCCUGCCGAAGCUUUACGUCCGCAUCGCUCAUCUCUCCGUCUCUCUCCGUUGUGCUUCUCCUUCGCUUUUGUCUCCUCUUCUCCAGCUCUAAUUCCUUCUCUUCUUUAUCUCCACUUCCGCUUCGCUCCGGACGUUCUCCCUCAACCCACUCCUCCUUUAUUUCCCCCACUCCUCCUUUAUUUCCCUCUCUCUUUCCUCCACCCUUUCUCCGGGACCAUGUGUGAUAAUGGGGACGUGGAGGACAAGCCGCCUGCUCCGCCCGUGAGGAUGAGCAGCACGAUCUUCAGCGGUGGCGGGAAGGACCACGCGCUCUCCGCCAAUCACAGCUCCAAGCCCCUCCCCUCGGUGCCGGAGGAGAGGAAGCCUCGCAAUAAGAUCAUCUCCAUCUUCUCAGGGGCCGAGAAGGGUGGUCGAAGAAAAGACAGAGAUAAAGAAAGACCAGAGAUCUCACCGCCAUCAGACUUUGAACACACAAUCCACGUGGGAUUCGAUGCUGUUACUGGGGAGUUUACGGGAAUGCCAGAGCAAUGGGCGAGGUUACUGCAAACCUCCAACAUCACCAAGUCCGAGCAGAAGAAGAACCCUCAAGCCGUUCUAGACGUCCUCAAGUUCUACGACUCCACGGGCAACGGGCGACAGAAGUACCUCAGCUUCUCCUCAGAAAAGGAUGGGUUUCCCUCUGGUGAACAAUCGCCUGUUAAGAAAACACCAGAGCCUUCAUCUCCAAUCAGAACUGUUGAUGAUGAAGAGGACGACGACGAUGAGACACCACCACCGGUUGUCGCACCCCGACCGGAGCACACCAAGAGUGUAUAUACUCGACCGUCUGUAAUCGAUCCGAUCCCCCUGCCCGUGACCUCUCCAGAAAGCGAGGUCGCCUCUAAGGCCAACGACAGACAGAGGCCCAAAAAGGGCAAGAUGACAGACGAGGAGAUCAUGGACAAGCUGAGAACUAUAGUCAGCAUUGGAGAUCCAAAAAAGAAGUAUACCCGAUACGAGAAGAUCGGCCAAGGAGCUUCAGGGACGGUGUUCACUGCCAUAGACGUCGCAACUGGACAGGAGGUGGCGAUCAAACAAAUCAACCUUCAGAAGCAGCCCAAGAAGGAGCUUAUUAUCAACGAAAUUCUGGUGAUGAAGGAGUUGAAGAAUCCAAACAUCGUCAACUUUGUAGACAGUUUUUUGGUAGGGGAGGAGCUGUUCGUAGUGAUGGAAUAUUUGGCGGGCGGCUCGCUCACAGAUGUGGUAACCGAGACGUGCAUGGAUGAGGCGCAGAUCGCGGCCGUGUGCCGGGAGUGUCUGCAGGCGCUGGAGUUUCUGCACGCCAAUCAGGUCAUUCAUCGAGACAUCAAGAGUGACAACGUGCUACUUGGGAUGGACGGUUCUGUCAAACUCACCGACUUUGGAUUCUGCGCUCAGAUCACUCCGGAACAGAGUAAGAGAAGCACUAUGGUGGGCACGCCGUAUUGGAUGGCUCCGGAGGUCGUGACCCGCAAGGCCUACGGACCCAAAGUCGACAUCUGGUCCCUGGGCAUCAUGGCUAUCGAGAUGGUGGAGGGAGAGCCGCCGUACCUCAACGAGAAUCCUCUGAGGGCGCUCUACCUGAUUGCCACCAACGGAACCCCGGAGCUGCAAAGUCCAGAAAAGCUGUCGCCCAUUUUCCGAGAUUUCCUGAGUCGCUGUCUGGAAAUGGACGUAGAGAAGAGAGGCGGAAGCAAAGAGCUGCUGCAGCAUCCCUUCUUGAAGCUGGCUAAACCUCUUUCGAGUCUCACUCCUCUUAUUUUGGCUGCCAAGGAUGCCAUGAAGAACAACCGCUAGCCCGAACAAACUGUGCCCGCAAGCACACACACACUUACACAAAGACUGCUGAACACUCCCGAAAUCUGUGCCAGGUGUUGGUUUGUGUUUUUAACCAGUGUGCCAUCCUGCCCACAACAUAUCAGUGUUUGCCAAACCAGAACUCCGAGCAUUUCAUUUGGGUCUUUGCCUGUUUUUAAACCUGUAUGGACCGCUGUGGUGUCCUUCUGAUUUCAUUAGACUUGUGCUGUGGAGCAUCUGGACUUUAUUCUUUGUGUUGCAUGUCUGAACUUUUCCAGUCUUUGGCUUGUGUAGAUGAGACCUUGUAUGUUCCGUAAUUGAUUAUCAAAGGGACUUUUGUAGUCUUUAGGUUUCUGUAGCGAGAAUCACGACUGAAACUGUGUAUACCCACUCGUGUUCCUGAUCCUAAGGGAAGAGCACCUUACCGAUGCCAACUGCGAGCGGAGAACGAUUUGUUUGUAGUCACUCGUGCCUUCGUUGUUAUUCCAGCAAACACCUUUAUACUCUGUCUGAAGUUGCGGAUUUGUGCUGCUGAGCUUCCUCUAACCUGAGACGAAACUUUCAUGUGAUGAAAUGUGUAUAUGUGUACUUCGAAGAAGCGUAGCAUUACAGUUGAUGUAGUUAACCAAAAACCGAAUGGGUAGGUUAGAUAUGUAUGUUUUGUGUACAUGAACACUUUUUUCAUUGUUGUUUUAGUAACUAACAGUUUAUUACAAAGUGAGUGCUGUUGUCUAUGUCGUGAUGUCAGAAUUGAUAACUAUUUUUAUGCUAUUUUCAGUCACUUGUUUUGCAAGUAAAAGCCGGAUUCCUGCAUCUUCA
Triplophysa rosa is the source of this 4478-nucleotide messenger RNA. RefSeq names its product p21 protein (Cdc42/Rac)-activated kinase 2b (gene pak2b). Lineage: Eukaryota; Metazoa; Chordata; Actinopteri; Cypriniformes; Nemacheilidae. Gene Ontology annotation, molecular function: protein serine/threonine kinase activity; ATP binding. The record is from RefSeq and is a predicted model, not a curated record. The transcript is spliced from 14 exons. Bases 2061 to 3659 code for a protein of 532 amino acids. Gene Ontology annotation, biological process: intracellular signal transduction; regulation of MAPK cascade; protein phosphorylation. Gene Ontology annotation, cellular component: cytoplasm.